Molecule: messenger RNA, 7184 nt
Organism: Cavia porcellus (domestic guinea pig)
Lineage: Eukaryota; Metazoa; Chordata; Mammalia; Rodentia; Caviidae
Gene: Upb1
Product: beta-ureidopropionase 1
Exons: 10
Coding region: 93-1247 (384 amino acids)
Molecular function (GO): beta-ureidopropionase activity
Source: RefSeq, a predicted model, not a curated record
AGGGCAGUAAGCUGGGCUGGCUACCGCCUCUCCAGGGGCCAGAGAGCAGGCAGCUGGGGUCCACACCGACUCUGCCACUUGCAGUUCCCGCCAUGGCCGGAGCCGACUGGCAGUCGCUGGAGCAGUGCUUAGAGAAGUACUUGCCCCUCGCAGACUUGCAAGAAGUGAAACGCAUUCUUUAUGGCAGCGAUACCAGGAGGCUCGACCUGCCCGAGAGAGCUUUUGAAGCUGCCCGCCAAUGUGACUUUGACCUGCAGGGAUAUGCCUUUCCGGCAGCGGAGGAGCAGAUAAGACACCCCCGGCUCCUGCGAGUGGGGCUCGUGCAACACAGAAUCCCUCUCCCCGCGAAAACCCCCGUGGCGGAACAGGUCUCUACCAUCCACAGACGCAUCGAGGCCAUUGUCGAGGUGGCUGCAAUGUGCGGAGUCAACAUCAUUUGUUUCCAGGAAGCGUGGACUAUGCCCUUUGCUUUCUGUACAAGAGAGAAGCUUCCUUGGACGGAAUUUGCCGAGUCAGCGGAGGAUGGUCUCACCACCAGGCUCUGUCAGAAGCUGGCAAAGAAGCAUGGCAUGGUAGUGAUAUCCCCCAUCCUGGAACGAGACCAUGAUCAUGGGGAUGUUCUGUGGAAUACAGCCGUGGUGAUCUCUAAUUCUGGUGCAGUCCUGGGCAAGACGAGAAAAAACCACAUCCCGAGAGUGGGCGAUUUCAACGAGUCAACUUACUACAUGGAGGGGAACCUGGGCCACCCCGUGUUCCAGACGCAGUUUGGCAAGAUCGCAGUGAACAUUUGUUAUGGACGGCACCACCCCCUCAACUGGCUUAUGUACAGCAUCAAUGGGGCAGAGAUCAUCUUCAACCCCUCGGCCACCACUGGCAACCUCAGUGAGUCCUUCUGGCCAAUUGAGGCCAGAAACGCUGCAAUCGCCAAUCACUGCUUCACGUGUGCCAUUAACCGCGUGGGCGAGGAACAUUUUCCCAAUGAGUUUACCUCUGGAGACGGCAGGAAAGCCCACAAAGACUUUGGCUAUUUUUAUGGCUCCAGCUAUGUAGCAGCCCCUGAUGGCAGCCGGACUCCUGGGCUGCCCCGUAACCGGGAUGGGCUGCUGGUCACUGAACUCGACCUCAACCUCUGCCGGCAGAUGAACGAUCUCUGGAGCUUCAAGAUGACUGGGAGAUAUGAGAUGUAUGCACGGGAGCUUGCUGAAGCUGUCAAACCCAACUACAGUCCCCACAUUGUGAAAGAGUAGCUGGCUUCACCCCUUCUUGCCUGGGGUUAGGGGCGGGUGCCUCUUCCUCUUAUGAAGGAGCACAGGGGGCAAGCUGCAUGUGUUCAAGAUCUCCCUGAUAAGGACGCUGCCCAGUGGGUUUUUCAAUGCCCAGGCAAGGGGAACUGGGAUGGGGCAAAUGGGUAUAAGGCUUCUUCCUAGAGCAAUGGUAAUGUUUUGAGAUUAGAUAGAGGUGGUGAUGGUUGCACAACAUUGCAAAUGUAUAAAGUACCACUGAUGAUAUGCUUUGCAUGUUUCAUUUGAUGUUACAUGACUUCUACCUUGCUCUUUGAAAAAUACCCAGAUCCUGCUGGUGCCGGUGAGUUUGAAGUUAGACAGAUGGGCUGGGUGUGAUGGCACAUGUCUGUCAUCCUGGGAGACUGAGGCAAGAGAAUUGCUGUGAGUUUGAGGCCAGCCUCGGCUAUAUAGUGAAUUCAAGGGCAAUCUGAACUACAUGGCAAAAUUCCACCUCCAAAAAAAGCGGGUUGGAGUGAAUUCAGACAGAAGGAACGCCCCAAGCCUGAGGUGCCAUCAGCAACCUGAGGGUCAGCGUGAGUAUCCGUGUGAUGGUGGGAGAAGGGAGAGGGUAGAUGCAGUGACAGAGCAUGGCGGUAGGUGUGUCAGCUGGCAUGACUGCAGUUCCCUGGCUAUGGCCUAGGCUGGCCUCAGCCUCCUAGAUUCAAGAAAUUCUCCUGUCUCGGCCUCCUUAGUAGCUGGGACUAUCAGUACACAGAAACAUGCCCAUGUUUGUGUGAAGUUGUUUCUGUUGUGCUAAAACUGAACCCCAGGUCUUGUGCAUGCUGAGCAAGUGUGCCACCCCUGAGAUACACCCCCAGCCCUUUUAAAAUGUUGAGACAAGGUCUCACUUAGUUGCCUAACCUGGCCUCCAGUUUAUAAUCUCCCUGUCUCAACCUCUUCAAGUAACUGGGCUUACAGGUGUUCACUACCACACUUAGCCUGUGUGACAGUAUUUGACUGAUGUGAUAAGUCCAUAAUGAGUUGACUAAGUGAGAUUAUCUCAUAUAACCUGGGUGGACCUGACUCUAUCUAAAAGCAGGCAGGGUUCCAUGUGAGACACAACAACUUUAGCCCCUGAGAGUUCCAUCCUCAUCCUAUUCCUCCAGUAGCCUGCUAUCGGGUUGGAUUUGUCUAACCAGCCCCCACAAUCGCUGGCUUCAGUUGCUUACAACAAAUCUCUUAAUAUGUAUUCUGUUGGUUCUGUCUUUCUCGUUGGGUCUGACUAAAUACAGAUUUUGGUGCCAGAAGUGGUUCCAGAGGAGGAAAAAAAAUUGUUUUUCAGACAGGGCUUACUAUGUAGCCCAGGCUGGCCUUGAACUCACAGCAGUCCUCUUGCCUCAGCCUCCCUGAGUGCUGGGAUUACAGAUGUGUGCCCCCACACCCAGCUGGGAAGUGUUAAGGAUAAGUUUUCAGUGUUGGUUCUGGGUUUUCUGGAAUUCUCUCAUUUAGUUGGAUUUAAGGCACUAGUGACUCUAUUUUGAAUGGUAAAGAGGAAAGUGGCGGUCUGUGGCAUGAAGCAGCCAUGGAAAUUUAUAGGUAGCGUAGGCCACCAGCCAGUGUGCAAGAGUUCUGUCCUGCCCUUCCCCACGGCCUGCCCUGUGGAUCACAGACUUAGCCCCUCACAUCACAUGAAGCCAUUCCUGCAUUUAAAUCUUUUGAUUUCUUUCUGCCUACCUCUGGUGGUUCUGUUCCUCAACUUACAUACCAGGUUAGUCACCUCUCUACGCCUUGGUUUCCACAUGUGUAGAAGCAACCACGUGCCUGCCCUGCUUUAUGUCACAGAGAGACGGGCUUGGUGCACUAGCGAGCUCCCUGGCGAUUGUCAAUGCAGUGCCUGUGUGGGCUCACAGGGCAAGAAUCCAGGCUGUGAGCCUCACAGCAGCUGAGCAGUGUGAGGGAGUGGAGUUCUGCACACUCUUAUUACUCCUGACCAGAGAACAAAGUCACGUGCCUUCACUGGCCAUGGGCAAGUCCAUGUCAGGGCUGGACAGUCCUUGGAUGAUAAAGCCUGAUGGAGUGAUUGACCAUAACUAUGCUGAUCUCCUUAACCUCUCUGAGCUACAGGUACAGUGGUCCACUUUGUACCUUAUUUCUUUUAGACAAGACAGCCCUACAGACCUGGUGAGGUUUUUUUAGCUCUGAUCUUUCUUGAUCCAAAAAUCUCUGUGCCUCUCAUUUCUAGAAGGAGUAUGUAAUCAGCCAAAUGCAGAGGUUUCAAUGACACGUCGUGCAUUUAUAAGUGACACAUCAGACUGAUUAUCCAUACCUCUGGAAACAACAGGCUCAUCCUAGAGCAGGCAGGCCCUGCCCAGAUAGGUUCCUUCCAGGACUGGCCUUGUGCCUGGAACACACAGUACUCAGAACUUUUAAUGAUGCCAGCAGCCAUGAUGGCCCAGGUCUGUAAUCCCAGUACUCAAGAGGUUGAGGUAUAAGGAUUGCCAUAAAUUCAAGAUCAGCCUGGACUACUUGGUAAGACCUUGUCUCAAAAAAACAAAAAUUUGUCGAAUAAACACAGGACAAACAUUUUAUGCAAGUGUUGCUGAUGUGACGGAGAAGGCUCUCAGCUGAGACCUUGCUUUGGGUCGGUAUCCAUGGCUUGUAGACCCACCAGCCUCUGCUCAAUCUUCAGUUGUCUCAUCUGGGCUCAGCAUUCUUCAGAGUUCCCCCAGAUCUGGCAGGCAGCCUUCCUGCCAGGCCACAGCUUUAUUUUUAACGCUAGGGAUUGACCAGGGCCUUGUGCAUGCUGAGAACACACUGCCACCAAGCCCAAGAGCUUCAUUGCUGGCACCUGGGGUGGAGCUGGGGGGCCAAACUACAGUGUGUGCAAAAGAAAAAAAACAUUCUCAAGCACAGACUGUGUUAAACCACAAAACAGCCUCAGUAAGUUAAAAAUAUUAAAAUCGUAUGUGUAUUUUCCAGUCGCAGUGGACUUAAAUAGAAAUCAAUAGCGAAAGAAAAACUGGAAAGUUGACAAAUAGGUGGAAAUUAUCACACGACUUUUCUCUUCUGCGGUGCCAGAGAUCAAACCCAGGGCACUGCACAAGUUAAGCGCUGUACCACUGGGCUGCGUCCCCCACCCAGCGGUGCACUCGACAACACUCAGAAAGGAAAUCACAAGAGAAGUUAGAAAAUAUCUUGAGACACAUGGAAACUGAAAACUGUCAAAACAUACAAAAUUCAAAAAAGGAAAAAGUGUUAAAAACUUAUUGCUAAAAGAUCUCAAACCAACAACCAAACUUUAUGCACAUGCUCUGAAUUCUUUAAUGUAUAUACAAAUGAAACCCAAAACCAGCAGAAGGGAUGAAAUGAGUAGAAUAGAGGUUAAAAAAAAAAAAAACAAAAACAAAAACAGUGGAGAUAAAUGAAAGCAAAAUUUGUUCAAAAAGAUCAACAAAAUUGACAAUGUAUAGCUAGAUUGACUAAUAAAAAUUAUUAUAACCAGGAACAGGCAUGGGUGGCACAUGCCUGUCAUCCCAGCCCUCAGGAAAACUAGCUCUCCGUGUGCAGAGUACUGAACUAAAAUCAAAAUGGAUCAAAGAUCUAAUGUUAAACACUUGCUCUGCUGGAAGAUAAGGUAAGUAAAACUCUUGAAGUCAUAGGUGUAAGCAAAGACUUUCUAAACAAAACCCCAGUUGAUUAAGAAAUAGUACCAAGAAUCAAUAGCCGGGGUCAUAUCAAAAAGCUCCUGCACAGCAAAAGAGAAUGCACAGAAUGGGAAAAUCAACAGCUAUUUCUGAGACCUAAGUCUAAUAUCUAGAUAUAAAGAACUCAAAAAUCAAAGACACUGUCAAAAAAUAGGCAAGUGUAAUGAAUAGCAAUCACAGAAGUAGAAUUGGUCAAUAAAUACAUGGAGAGAUGUUCACAAAUUAAAACACAGAUUUCAUCUUACCUUAGAAAAAAGAUGACUGUCAAAUCAGAAUGCUGGGCACACACUUGUAAUCCUAGCCCUUGGGAGGCUGAGGCAGGAGGAUUACCACAAGUUCAAGGCAUGGCUGAACUAUGGAGUAAGACCCUGUCUCAAACCAAAUAAUAAAUGCUGUGGGGCUGUGGAGGAGGAGGGCCCCUUCUCCAUUGUUGGUGGGAAUCUGGGAAUUCCUCAAAAUCUAGAGAUUCCACUUAACCCCACUAUUCUCUUUCUAGGUAUCUUCCUGGAUGAAUUAAAGACAUUGUGUGACAGUGAUAUAUGCACACUCAUGGUUAGAGCAGCACAGUUCAUAACAGCUAAAUCUUGGAAGCUCCUAAGUGUCCAUCAACAGAUGGAUAAAAAAGUAUGCUCCCUGGAGCACUACUCUGCUGUAAAGGAAAAGUUUGAGUUAUUUGUGGGAAAAUGGAUAAACCUGGAGACCAUUAUGUUAAGGGAAAUAAAGCAGACACACAAGGUUAAAUGUCACCUGCUUGCUCCUGAGAAAUCCAAAAUGUAAAAGCAAAAUCAAAGAUAAGAAGUAGGGAGCUAUUUCUUAAAUAGAAAAGGGAUCCAGAGCUGAAGGGAUGGGGGAAAAAAGGGGCUGAAAAAUUGAGAUGUGUUAUGUUCAUGCACCAACACCCUGCAAGGAGUGUGAUCAUCACACUGCAAACGUGUACUAAUAAAAGUCUAUCAACGAACAAUCCCAGCACUUGGAAGACUGAGGCAGGGGAUGCCUUGAGUUCAAGACCAGACUGAAAGGCUGGGGAUACAGCCCAGUGGCACAAGUGCCUGCCUGGCAAGUGUAAGGUCCUGAGUUCAAUUCCUGGUACCAAAGACAAUGACCAGACUGAGCAAUGUAGCAAGGCCCUGUCUCUAAUUUUUUAAGGAAAUGAAAAUGGAAAAAUGGGAUAUUACUAUAAAUUAUAUAGAAAUAAAAAAUAGAAAAUACUAUGGACAGUUCUAUGCCAACAAACUGGCUAGCAUAGAUGAAAUGGAUUAGUAGCCAUUCCUAGAAAUGCAAAACCUACUAAGAUUAAAUCCUGAAUGAACAGAAGCUGGGCAUGGUGCACACCUGUGAUCCCAGAACUUGGGUGGGGCAGGAGUAUUGUUAUGAGUUCAAGGCCAGCCUGAACUACAUAGCAAGACUGUUUCAAGCCAAAAAGAGAAAAGAAAUGAACAAAUUUGAAAAUGUCACUAGUAAGGACAGUGAAUCAGUAAUCAGAGAUCUCCCAACAACAACAAAAAGCUUUGGACUAAAUCAUGCCAUUGGUGAAACCAUCUACCAAGUGUUUAAAAACUAACACCAAGUCUCAGUCUUCCAAAAAAUUGGAGGGGAGACAUGUCCUAACUUACUCUCUGAGGGACAUAUUGCCCUGAUAGAGACAUCACAAGAAAAUUACAGGCUCCCCUCCCUGGUAAGCGGAUGCGGUGUGGCAGACUGCGACCCUUCCAGGGGGAGAACAACCAGUGUCUCCUGAGAUCCGCGCCAUGUUGGAAUUUAUGAAGCUGGAAAACCAAGCAACCAGCCUGCCUCCCUGCUAAGCAAUAGUGAACCUACUAGUGCACGGCCUAGAGUCAAACAUCCCACUUCCCUACCCCCCUUCUCCUGUCCCCCGUUAGCAAAUGGGAACAGAAAUCUGAGCGUCUCCUGGGAGGUUGACCAUAGCAAAUAAGGGGGGUUACCUUCUACCAUCUCUUUGAAGGCAAAUAUUUUUAUUACUGUUUUGCUCUUUUCUGAUUAAUGGUACUGCUCUAUUCAAUAUUCUGUUUUAAGAAGUUCUAAAAUGUUCUAUAUUUCAUUUUUUUUUUGAUAUACAUGAUUGAAAGAACAACUAUUGUAAGGAUAGCAAAAUACACUGUGAUGCCUAUUACUGUUAUCCUGGUAACCUGCUGUGAAGUUCUGUAUCAAUUUCACUACAUGGUCUCAGCUGGCUUUAUUCUGUCUUAUUCUGUUGUAUUUUAUUACUUUCAAAAUAAAAAAGAAAAUUACAAACAAA